This is a messenger RNA of Zophobas morio, 6304 nucleotides long. RefSeq names its product ankyrin repeat and IBR domain-containing protein 1-like. Gene Ontology annotation, molecular function: zinc ion binding; ubiquitin protein ligase activity; ubiquitin conjugating enzyme binding. Gene Ontology annotation, biological process: protein polyubiquitination; ubiquitin-dependent protein catabolic process; positive regulation of proteasomal ubiquitin-dependent protein catabolic process. The record is from RefSeq and is a predicted model, not a curated record. The coding region runs from base 466 to 4560 and encodes 1364 amino acids. The transcript has 14 exons. Gene Ontology annotation, cellular component: cytoplasm; ubiquitin ligase complex. Lineage: Eukaryota; Metazoa; Arthropoda; Insecta; Coleoptera; Tenebrionidae.
UUUAGUCUAGAAUUUAAUCUGUAAGCGAAUUCUUUGUAAACAGAAAUAUUCUUACUCUCUGAAUGGCAUACGUUUCAUAAGAUUGAGCAAUAUGAAAACAAACUUCUUAUCUCGCAAACAUUAAAACAAGGUAUUGAAACGGGAGUGGCAAAAUGAAUGAGUUAAUGGAAGCUUACUCUUGGAAUUAAAAACAAGAAAGAACAAACAGCAGGAAAGUUUCAAGUAAAAUAAGAACAAAUUAUUUUCUCGCUGGGGUCCAUGGUAAAAUGCCGGAAGGUCAUAUGGAAACGCCGGAAGAGUUUUAAGAGAGGAACAAGUGAAAUUCCACCCUUUUUUGCUAGCUAAGAAAAUGGACACUUUCAACAAGAAGCUGCGUUUCUUGACAAGAAACCAAUCGUGGACAAGUACACAUAUCGAAAUUUUUUAUACGACCGAUUGAAAUUAGCUUAGACCUCCCUUAGCACAAUGGGAAGCACUUCAUCGAAGUUCAAAAAAUACCUUCAACAUGGUGAUGAAUUUGCCGCUAUGCAAAUUUAUCAAAGUUCACCCGAACUCCGCAAGAACCUGGACCCUAAUUUAAGUUACGGAGAAAACCAUAACCACAACACCGCGCUACAUUAUGCUGCCAAACAUGGAAUGAAACAUCUUUUAAGAACGUUUCUAAAUGACUUAGGUGGUAACCCCAAUAAGAAAAAUGGUUUAAACGAGUCGGUCUUGCACAGCGCUUGCCAGCUGAACCAAACGAAGAGUUUUAGCGCUCAAGAAAGACGAGCUGCUUGUGUUCAACUUCUCCUCUACUGGAAAGGCGUUCCUCUGGCAAACGGAGGUAGAGAACGAGUGGAUUUGAGUUCUCAAGAUAAAGAGGGUAACACGGCUCUCCACUGGGCAGCCUCGACAGGUCUAAAACGCUGUGUCGAGCUUCUGCUAGCUCAUGGAGCACCCCUUUUUAUCGAAAACAACGACAAGCUAACUCCAUGCGACCUAGCAAUGAGAGGAUCACACCAUGACAUUGCUAGAUUGCUAGAAAGCCGGAUGGUUUUUGCUGACAACGCCGAUUUGGUGAACGAAGAUGAAAUUAUCACGGAACAAGAGGAAGUUUAUAGCGGAUUAAGAAGUCAAGACUUGCAGGAAGCUAAAGACCAGUUACUUGUUGACACUUCCGACAUGCUUAAGAUUCCUUUAUUUACAGCUGAAGCUCUAUUGAGAAAUAAUGAAUGGUCUCGCGAACUUCUGCUGGAAAAGUGGAUGAAGGAUCCGGUGGAAUGCUGUCAGUUAGCGGGUGUUCAAGCUCCUUCUUCGGUUCUGAAGCAUGCAGGUUCUUUGGAGUCCAGCAUCUCGGCCGAAACUAGUGACGAGAUCAAUGAAAUUAUGGUACGGAAGUGCGAAAUUUGCCUAUCGACCAUUUCAAACUGGGAACAGCCAGUGAAAAUGUCCUGUAAACAUUCUUUUUGCAAAACGUGUUGGGAAAGCUACCUCACUACCAAAAUUCAAGAUGGCGACGCCCAUCACAUAUUGUGUCCAGCUUAUCAGUGCCAUAUAUUGGUUCCUGUGGAACUUAUAGAAAAAUUAGUAAGUCCCGAUAUGGCGAGGCGAUAUUUGCAGUUUGACAUUAAGGCCUUUGUCGAAAGCAAUAAAAGCAUUAAAUGGUGUCCCAUUGCCGGUUGCGGGAGAGCGGUACGGCUACCGGAAGCCGAACAAACCGGAAACCGUAUCAACAAUAAAUCAGUGCCGGUUACCUCCCACGCCGUAGAUUGUGGAAAUGCGCAUUUUUUUUGUUGGGAAUGUUUGGGGGAAGCCCAUGCACCUUGCGGUUGCAAACAGUGGCAAGAAUGGCAAAUUAAAAUUGCGGAAAUCAAACCAGAAGAGCUUAAAGCUUCGUGCAGCGGAAGCGAAGACGCUGCCAACUGCCUCUGGCUUGUUACCAAUUCUAAACCCUGUCCAAACUGCAAAAGCCCUAUACAAAAAAACGAAGGCUGCAACCACAUGAAGUGUUCCAAAUGUAAAUUCGAUUUUUGCUGGGUGUGUCAGGAAUCGUGGAAGAGACACAGUUCUGCAACCGGGGGUUAUUUCCGCUGCAAUCGCUUCGAGGCUGUCCACAAAGCAGACGAGAAACAAGGAAAUUUAAUUUCCGAAGCUCUAGACAGGAAUAAUCAAAUGCAAGAAAUGUCCCGGUUUUUGCAUUUUUAUACUCGUUUUAAAAACCACGAGAACAGCCAGAAAUUAGAAGAGCCGCUGCUAACCAGCGUACGUCAAAAGAGAGAAGUCCUCGCCUCCAGCCUGGGAUUAAAGGGCACAGAAGAUUCCGGAGAAAAAGGGACGAAAUUUAUCGAAGACGGUGUAAGGGAAUUAUUAAAAGCGCGAAGAGUUUUAUGCGGUUCUUACGUUUACGGUUAUUACUUGGAGGAUGACGGUUAUAACAAAACCAUCUUCGAAUUUAUGCAGAACGAACUCGAAGAAGUGACCGAAAAAUUAAGCGAGAUGAUAGCUCGCCCCUAUCUACGCACUCCGAAAGCCGUGAUCGUCCAAACCACCGCCUUGGCGAGGAGAAAAAGACACGAAUUCGUGAGAGCGGUAGCUCAAGGCUUGAUUCCACCAGAAACGCCGCCCACUCAAAGGAAGCGGAAACGAAAGUAUCUAGACACUGAUUUAACGCAAACGAGUGCCUGGUUGCGUGAUUGUGAAUGGCCUGAAUACGAUUCCGAUGAAGAUAAUGAAAUAAGUUUCAAACAAUUUUCUGGAGGCUCUCCAAAUUCCAAGGAUCAUCAGUGCGGCUUUUUGUGCAGCAGACACGGAUGCGGCCGUUCUGAUUAUAACAUGGAACUCAUAAUAGCGCUAGAAAUGUCGAGACUUCAAAUGAUCGAAGAUAGAAUGAAACAGGCUCAAGCUAAUGCGAUCACUCCGGACCCUAGUUCGAGUAUUUCGAAUAAUAGUAACGAAAGUGCCGACGAUCAACUGAAAUUGGCAAUUCAGUUAAGUUUGCAGGAAUCGGGAACGACAGAAGACGCAGUGCAGAAUCAGCCUUACCAAAAGAGCAGCGCUGAUUUAACUGUGGAUUAUUUCCUGAAAUCUCUGGCUAAUCACAAGAUCGAUCUGAAAACUCUCGACGUUAACAAGUUGAGUACUGAGACGGACAGAGAGCUGUUUUUCAGGCCUUGCAACGGUAACGAAGACGGGAGGUUCCAGAUUUCGGAUAUUCACGAAAAAGGGUUCGCCUUUGAAGAUGUCGACGAUUAUGAUGACGCCGAUGUGGGUUUGAAAAGGUCACACUCGACCGGCGACCUUUGUGUGCGUAGAAGCGGAAGAGGGACUAGGGUACGGAUGAACGGCGACGAGCCUCGUUAUCAUCUGGACUCAGACCACAGCAGUCAACACGAUGAUAAACCUGAAGAUCUAGCCAGAAAGAUUCUAGCUUUACCGUCAACGUCGGUGCGCACAAAACAAUUUCUUCUGCUUCACCACACGUACCCGGAGGAGGAGUCUUACCAGGGGCAGAGUUCGAUAGAAGACACCACGACGUCCGAUUCGAUCAACGCGGAUAUGGAAGUGUGCGGUAUUUUGAGCUCCGUCACUGACGAGGACAUAGGCAAAAGUUACACCGAAGACGAAGAGAUAAAGAAGACUGAGGUUACGAAAAUCGUCGAAUGUAAAAAACAAACACACAAUCCGUUUGCCUCGUUGAAAGCAAAACUGUGUUCAGCACACCUGCCUAAAACUAGUUACUUGACGAGAAUCGCGGUAAAUAAAAGUAUCGGUCUUCUCAGCAACAGCGAACACAAAGUCAAAAAGAACUGUGAUAUACCUAAAGACGAAAGGUGCAAAAGCGAGAAACACAGUCCCAAGAGCAUUAAACAUCAGAAGUGUUGCCGCGACGGUAGCUUCUCCAGGUCCACCGGGUUCCUUCUGGAGGACCAGCGCAAGAGCUGCAAUUUGCGGAUCAAGAUUUGCAACAGUCCUGAUUCCAAGUGCCGCAAAAGUCACAUGCUAGAAACAGACAGUUCGAACGAGUACGAAUCGGAGACUGGCAUCCCCAAGUCACCUACGUUGUUCAUAUCGGGAGUGUCCAUCUCCCGAACGCCAGAACCAAAAUCACCCGGGAUGAUCUUGAUAUCGGGUGGUAGACAAUCGAGGUCGUCUAGUUUAAGUGUACCUGUGCCUCUAACUUCGUGUUCUUUAAACAUUUCUAGUACUAGUCUAAACAAUACUCUGCCGCCGGAACCAUUCACGCCAUCUUUGGUCCGUUCGACAACCCCAGCCAAUUCGCGUUCGAACAUCCCCAGCCCCUCAAACUCGAGCCCCAAAAAGGAAAACAAUGCCAAAGCGAAGAGCGCCAACGAACCGGAAAGAGAACGAGAGAUGUUCAGGUUUCCCAAGUCUUCGACGGACGGUGCUCUGAGUUCGGUUUUGCACAUACAAGAAUCAAAUCUGAGCUCGGACGAUUUCCACGAAGCACUGUUCUUGUUGGAAAGGUCCCCGAAAACUAGAGACUCGAAGAGACGAAAAAAGUCGAAAAAGAAUAAAGAGAAGGACGACAAAAAAGAAGACGUUAGCUCCGUUUUGUAACUAUGUAAGACUGUUUCGUUGUUAUUGUUGUUCAAAACGUAUCGAAAAUGCGUUUUUGUGAUAAGUAGCCAUGUAAGUUUUCUGUGCUAAAAUUUAAGUGACCAACACGACACGCACUGGACAAAUUUAGCUGUUAAAUGAUUAUAUAAAGCGUUGUUUAUUUUUGUGUUUAAACUAAAAUUUUGUGUUGGUAAAACGUGGUAUUCUUGAAGGAUUUUUUGAUACGUAAGUAUAAAUAUUUUUUUAUUUCAAAAACUAGGCGGUAAUAGAGGUUAAGUUAUGAAUCGGGUACAUGCAUUAAUGUGUUACAGUUGUGUUAAUAACUUCUUGGAUAUCUUCGAAAAGCUGAGUAGAUUCCAAAAAUAUACAAAUUUCCUUAUUUGAGAAAAACAAGAUAAAAGCAAUACAACAUCUUUGAAAAGUGCAUAAUCAAAAAGUAAAUCGUGUAAUAAUAUGAUGAAAAUGAAUGUUUUAUAAAAUAAUUUUUGUAAAAAAUCCAUAUUUGGAAUAAAGACUUGCUUUACCGUUGUGUACAUUUUAAAAUGUUUCUUUGGUUGUAAAUCUUCCAAAUAAUAAUGUUGACAUAACUUUUCCUCUAUUUUCCGUUGUGGUCACAAAUUCAAAAACGUAUUCUCUUCUCGUACAAGCCCUCGGUCAGCUGAAGGAUCUAAUUUAAGGUACUUCCAAAUAAUUCAUUUUUACCCAAGAAUAUUCCGUUCGAGUAAGCACUGCUUCUUGGAUCUCGUAAUGUAUAUGUGUCGCUGUCCUCCAACUAUAACUCUUGUUCAAAAAAAUUUCCUUCUAGUUAUGUUGAUUUUUACCCUAAACUGUGUUCGCCUUCAACAACAGACUGACGAUUUGUGAAUACUUUUUUGAACCAAACGGUGUACCCUACUAACGUUGAAAUUUUUUACGAGUUGUUUUGCUUAUCGAUUUGUAGAAAAAUCAUAUCAACAAAAGAAAUUCGUUGACGAAUGAAUUGAACAACUCCUAAAUUAAACUGUCGUUUGGCAUAAGUAAACACUUGUAAUAUUUUUUGUAGAAAGUUUUUAUAAAAUUUUAUAUAAACACAAAUUUCCUAGAUGUCAUUAUAAUUUAUAAAAUUUAGGCCUAAAAUUUAUUUUUGACUGACUAAAAAAUAUAGUAUUAAAAUAAUAGUGAUAUUUUCACAUUUGAAACUAAACCAAUUUAUAGUCUAUUGAUUUACAUUCAAGAUUUAACUCUUCCUAAACUUGCCGUUAUUUACAUGAAGAAAUAAAAAGGCAAGACGUCGAUAAUACCCCUUCAUACUUAGACUGAAUUUUAAUUUACGUACUCGUAUUUAAGUCAUUUUAGUCGAACUAGUUUUUUAAUUUUUAUGUACAAAAAUUAUUUUCUUAUGAUAAUUUACUACUAUAUUCUAUAACAUUUGCAUUGAUAUGUACGCACAAUAUCUAAUUUGAUUCUUAUAAUAAAAUUGCCAAUUAAUCAGAAAAUGUAACACAUCAAUAAAUUCUCUCGCGCGAUUGAUUCAAUUUUGCCCACAAUACCGAAAUUUGAAUCACCUUUUUUUCCAAAAAUCAGACAAUAGAUUCCGUGUAAAGCUUCCGGAGAAAUUUACUGGUGUGUAAUAUUUUUACCAUGAAAUGUAGAAUUAUUAAAAACAUGUAAUGUUGAAUGUUCUAUACCCAUAAAGUAGUUGUUAGAUGAAACCUUGUACUGAUUGUGAUUUUUUUAGCAAAUAAUAAAUAAACCAUUUCUGAAA